AUGGCGCAAGGUGCGGCUCUUGCACAAUUAUCAACCACACUCAGCAUCUUUAACGAUUCAUUAAAUGAGCCGAAUAAAUUGAAUGUCAAAGCGCUGCAAACAAUUCAACAGUAUUUAAAUAAUCCAAAAGUAACAACGUUAGAUCAAACAGACACAGAACUUAUGCAACAUACACUAGAAUAUGUAGAAAAGAAAUUGAGAGAAUCAAUAGUUAUUGAACGAGUUUCAUCAGUGACAAUAAAAAAAAUUAAUCGUCAACUAGAAAAUCUUGCAGAAUUAAUCCUUGAGAAUAGAAAAGAAAUAACGGGAGAUGCUUAUUUCAUUAUUGUUAAAUUAGAAGUAUCGUUUCUUGACAUAUUAUCUGAUGAACAAGACACUUAUGAUAAAGAUUGGCAAAAAAUGUUCGAAAAGAAUAAGAUGACAAGUGAAAUCUUUGAAUCAUCACCUAAAGCACUUCAACCCUGUGCUUUUUAUUUGGAUCGACAACAACGUCUUAUCAGCGAGUUAAUGAACGCAGCAAUAUUCAAUGUUAUAGAAUAUUUUCAACAAAAGGAAGAAUCUUUUAAUGAAUAUUUUACACGGAAAUUUCUCGACUCACUCAGCGAAAAAGCCAAAAAUCUAAAUCAUGUGUUGAAAGACAACAUAAGCAAUGAUGUGUUCACCAUUUUAUCGACAACUGCCGGCAAGUGUAAGAUACCAAUGGCCGAUCUUAUACAUCAUUUGAGAUAUGCGAUUACUGGUUUUGAAGAACAGGUGAAUGAAUUUGCUGAUUCACUGCAGGACUAUAUCGAAGAGACAGAAUCACCGACAUUGGCAGGAUUCAACAAGACACUGCAUCCUUCAUGGGCUCUCACACAGACAGAAGUGGAUCUAUUUAGCGGUCUGUUUGAUUUGUAUUAUGAAAUACUUUUAUAUCCUUUCGAUGAAAUUCCACAGCUUCUGUUUCAGGUUGCCGAAAACAUUUCUGAUCCUGUAUUGGUAACGGAUAGUACAACACCAUCAAGAAUGAUAGACACAGCUGAUACUAUCGAAAUACCCAAAAAAUUAAGCAGUGUAGCUGAAAGCACACCCCCUGCAUCUAUAUCUACUGUUUCUGCCACCGGCUCGUCUCCUUCAACUGAAAAGUCAAUGCGACCUCUUUUAUAUGAAACUGACUUGAAACUUAUCUGGAUUGAAGAUGGUCUAGAAAACUAUUAUGAAUUGUACUGUAAAAAAAUUGAGCCAGCGUAUAGUACAUAUUGUGCUGCCACAGAAGUCCUAUCAAACUUACCAAAUGAUUGGAUAAAUAGUCGUAUUUUUCUAUUCUUAAACGCUAGAAAUGCACUCUCAUUAUUGCCCAGUAUUCAUGGUAAAGUCGAGCUUUAUCGAAUUUAUGUUCUUUGCAACGACAAAUCGGAAGAAAAUCAAGUUUUAAGUAAUCAUAUAAUAUUCGAAAGAAAACUACUUGUAACUAGUGACGAAAAAAUAUUUAUUCAACAAUUAGCACUGGACAUUCUACCAUCAUUGAUUGAGAUCGGUGAUCUCUACUUGGAAACAAAUGAAUAUGACAAUGCUAGUAGAUGGUUUGAAUCGGCACGGGAGAAAAUAAAUGAGUAUGACAAGUCCAAGAAUAAAUUAUUGCUUCCAUUAGUCGAGAAAAGAUUAAUGAAAUGUUCGAGGUAA
Messenger RNA from Rotaria socialis, 1662 nucleotides. Lineage: Eukaryota; Metazoa; Rotifera; Eurotatoria; Philodinida; Philodinidae. The record is from the annotation of a GenBank genome assembly.